Messenger RNA from Ipomoea nil (Japanese morning glory), 3609 nucleotides. Its product is annotated as importin beta-like SAD2. NCBI's taxonomy places the organism in Eukaryota, Viridiplantae, Streptophyta, Magnoliopsida, Solanales, Convolvulaceae. Gene Ontology annotation, cellular component: cytosol; nuclear envelope. Gene Ontology annotation, biological process: protein import into nucleus. Gene Ontology annotation, molecular function: small GTPase binding. The record is from RefSeq and is a predicted model, not a curated record. The transcript is spliced from 22 exons. Bases 140 to 3220 code for a protein of 1026 amino acids.
GCUGUUGUCUCCACCUCUCUCUCAGCAUUUGCCAGCAUUUUUCUCUCUCUCUAUCUCUAUAGGCUAUUCAUAGCAGGCAGGGCGGGGAGAGUUUGAGAUUGAUCGAUAUUCUUCGGUUUUUACCGUGAUUGAAUUGAAUAUGGAUGUUCCAAGCCUGGUUGUGGUUCUCAAACGUGCUGCCAGUCACAAUCCUGAUGAAAUCAAGGCUGCUGAGCAUAUUCUCAAUCAGGUCCAGUACACACAACAGCAUAUUGUGAGGUUGCUGCAUAUAAUAUUGGAUGGGUCCUCUGAUAACGAAGUCCGGCAUUCAGCAAGUAUUAAUUUUAAGAACUUCACUACCAAGAAUUGGUCUCCUCACAAUCCAGGGGAGCAAUCAAAAAUUCUGCCUGGUGACAAGGAAUUGGUUAGGCAAAAUAUCCUUAAUUGUGUUGCUCAGGUGCCUCCACUGUUGAGAGUGCAGCUGGGGGUAAGCCUGAAGACUAUCAUUGAUGCAGACUACCCUGAGCAGUGGCCAAGCCUUUUACCCUGGGUAAAGGAAAAUUUGCAGGCAAUGCAGGAACAAAAAGCUUAUGGAGCUUUGUUUGUUCUUCGGAUUCUCUCAAGAAAAUAUGAGUUCAAAUCAGAUGAAGAAAGAGCUCCUGUGCACCACAUUGUUGAGGAAACUUUCCCAUAUCUCCUGAACAUAUUCAGGGGGCUUGUUCAAAUUGAGAAUCCUAAAGUUGAAGUGGCAGAGCUGAUCAGGCUUAUCUGCAAAAUAUUCUGGUCAUCUAUAUAUUUGGAGAUUCCAAGGCAGUUGUUUGAUCCAAAUACUUUUAAUUCAUGGAUGGUUCUUUUCUUGAGUAUGCUGGAGAGGCCUGUUCCCUUGGAAGGCCAGCCAGCUGAUCCUGAGCUAAGAAAAUCAUGGGGAUGGUGGAAGGUGAAAAAGUGGACGGUGCACAUUUUAUACCGUCUAUACACCAGGUUUGGAGAUCUGAAACUUAAAAAUCCGGAAAAUAAAGCUUUCGCCCAGAUGUUUCAGAACUAUGCUGGAAAAGUUCUCGAGUGCCAUCUUAAUCUUUUGAAUGUUAUCCGCACCGGUGGAUAUUUACCUGAUAGGGUGGCAAACCUUAUCUUGCAAUAUUUAUCUAACAGUAUUUCAAAGAAUAACAUGUACAAUCUGCUUCAGCCACAGCUCGAUGUUCUUCUUUUUGAAAUUGUGUUCCCUCUGAUGUGCUUUAAUGAUAAUGAUCAAAAUCUGUGGAAUGAAGACCCUCAUGAGUAUGUCCGAAAAGGCUAUGAUAUAAUUGAGGAUCUAUAUAAUCCUAAAACUGCUGCCAUGGAUUUUGUUAGCGAGUUGGUAAGAAAGCGUGGCAAAGACAACCUUCAAAAGUUUGUCUUCUUCAUUGUUGACAUCUUUAAGAGAUAUGAUGCAUCAGCACCAGAAUACAAAUCCUUCAGGCAAAAGGAUGGUGCCCUCCUUGCAAUUGGGAUACUAUGUGAUAAACUGAAACAAACUGAGCCGUACAAGUCUGAGCUUGAGCGGAUGCUUUUACAGCAUGUAUUUCCAGAAUUUAGCAGUCCUGUUGGUCAUCUUCGAGCCAAGGCAGCGUGGGUUGCUGGGCAAUAUGCUCAUAUUGAAUUCUCAGAUGCUAGUAAUUUUGUUAAAGCAUUACAUAGUGUUGUUGCUGGAAUGCGUGAUCCUGAACUUCCUGUACGGGUUGAUUCUGUGUUUGCCUUGCGUUCCUUUAUUGAUGCAUGUGAAGAUUUGGAUGUAAUCCGCCCUAUACUUCCUCAGUUACUUGAUGAGUUCUUCAAACUUAUGAAUGAAGUUGAGAAUGAAGAUCUUGUUUCGACCCUCGAGACGAUUGUUGACAAGUUUGGCGAGGAGAUGGCUCCUUAUGCUCUUGGAUUAUGCCAGAAUCUGGCUGCUGCAUUUUGGAAAUGUAUAAACACCGCGGAAGCUGAUGAUGAAGCUGAUGACCCUGGUGCCUUAGCUGCAGUUGGUUGUUUGCGUGCCAUAAGCACAAUCCUUGAGUCAGUGAGUCGGCUUCCACAUCUUUUUGAACAGAUUGAGCCAACACUUUUCCCUAUCAUGCGUAGGAUGCUUACGUCUGACGGACAAGAUGUCUAUGAAGAGGUUCUGGAGAUUGUUUCUUAUAUGACAUUUUACUCGCCAAAAAUAUCAAUGAACAUGUGGAGUCUCUGGCCAUUAAUGAUGGAGGCCCUUGCAGACUGGGCUAUUGAUUAUUUCCCAAACAUAUUGGUUCCAUUGGACAACUAUAUAUCGAGGAGCACUGAACAUUUCCUUACUUGCAAGGAACCAGACUACCAGCAAAGCCUUUGGAACAUGAUCUCAACUAUCAUGGCUGACAAAGACUUAGAAGAUAGUGACAUUGAGUCUGCGCCUAAGCUCAUUGAAGUUCUAUUCCAGAACUGCAAAGGACAGGUCGAUCACUGGGUUGAGCCAUAUCUCAGAAUCUCAAUAGAACGUCUGCAUCGAAGUGAAACACCAUACUUGAAGUGCCUCCUGAUCCAAGUGAUUGCUGAUGCUCUUUACUAUAACCCUUCAUUUACGCUGAGCAUACUGCAAAAGCUUGGUGUUGCUACAGAGAUCUUCAAUCUUUGGUUCCAUAUGCUACAACAAACUAAAAAAAGUGGAGCUCGGGCUAAUUUUAAAAGGGAGCAUGAGAAGAAGGUUUGCUGCUUGGGCUUGACAUCAUUGCUUAGUCUUCCUGCUGAUCAAAUGCCAGCAGCAGCCUUAGAGGGCAUUUUUAAGGCUAUUCUUGAUCUCCUUGUUGCAUACAAGGAUCAACUUGCUGAAGCUGCAAAGGCAGAUGAAGAUGAAGAUGAGAUCGAAAUAGAUGGGUUUCAAAGUGACGAUGACGAGUCUGAUAGAGACAUGGCGGAUGAGGAUGAGGAUGGAGAUGAAGCUGACAGCAAGCUCCAAAAGUUGGCAGCACAGGCGAGUGCUUUCCGCGCCAUUGAUGACGAGGAUGACUCGUCUGAUGAUGAUUUCAGUGACGACGAAGAGCUGCAGUCACCCAUUGAUGAGGUGGACCCGUUUAUUCUCUUCGUUGAUUCCAUCAAAGUUCUUCAAGCUUCUGAUCCGGUGAGGUUCCAAACCGUCACCCAGGCUUUGGAUUUUCGAUAUCAAGCCCUGGCAAAUGGCAUUGCUCAGCAUGCUGAGCAGAGAAAAGUGGAGAUAGAGAAAGAAAAACUGGAGAAGGCAUUAGCUUGCUGAGCCAGAGAGAAGUUCAAAGGGUGCUUGUGGGAUGCUGUGGCUGCUUCCCAUAUUUUUUUUUCAACAUUGGAGGGAAUAGGGUAGUCAAAGUGUGUUUGGGGGUGGGGAUUGGGGGUGUGGAGCUCUUCUACAUCAGAAGAUGUCUCUUAUACUUUUUGGAUACACUCUUGUUUUAUUUAUUUAUUUAUACACAUGAAAACAAGUCAGGGUUUUAUAAGCACCCUUUAUUAUUUUUUUAUUUUUCAUUCUAUUAUUAGGGCAAAUGAUGUGGUCUAGUUUGUGGGAUUUACCCUACAAUUUUCAAUCUUAGAUUUAUUGAAUAUGAGGUUGUAUGAUUUUGCUAAUGGGAAAUCCCCUACUCGCAAUAUAUUUAUUUGUUACUUCCAUUU